GGAAAGCCUCUGCCAGAGAGAAAAUAGAAACUUCGAACAACCUAUUGCCCCCCACCCUCUCCUCCAAAAUAAACCCGAUCCAACCGCCGACCCGACCCGCCGGAGCUUCCACGCCGCAGAUCUAGAGCCUCCCGGUAACUACGUAAUUUGCUAGCUCAGCAAAUUUUCAGCAACUAAAUCUUGUGAGAUCGGCGAGCUGAAUCAGCGGCGGAGAUGGCGCCGAGCACGAUCCGGAAGGCGAUCGGAGCCGUCAAGGACCAGACGAGCAUCGGGAUCGCGAAGGUCGCCAGCAACAUGGCGCCGGACCUCGAGGUCGCCAUAGUCAAGGCCACCAGCCACGAGGACGAGCCCGCCGGCGAGAAGUACAUCCGCGAGAUCCUCCAGAUGACGUCAUACUCCCGUGGCUACGUCCACGCGUGCGUGUCGGCGGUGUCGAAGCGUCUGUCGAAGACGCGCGACUGGAUCGUGGCGAUCAAGGCGCUGAUGCUGGUGCACCGCCUCAUGAACGACGGCGACCCGGUGUUCCAGGACGAGAUCCUCUACGCCACGCGGAAAGGGACCAGGCUGCUCAACCUCUCCGAUUUCCGUGACGAGGCUCACUCCAGCUCGUGGGAUCACUCUGCGUUUGUGAGGACUUUUGCUAUGUACUUGGACCAGAGGCUUGAUUUGAUGCUCUUCGAGAGGAAGAGCGGUGCUGGUACUACUCCGGCGAGGGACCAGGGGUCUUAUUUGAGGGACAGCGGCGGUUCUGGUUCUGGAAAUUUCCGGUCUCCGCCGCCGAGGCCGAAUUACGAGUAUGAGUAUGGGGGAGAGGCUAGGGAGUAUGAGAAUGGAGGAGGUAUGAGGCGGUCUAGAUCUUAUGAUUAUGAUAAUGGAGGAGGAAUGAGAAAGUCAAGGUCUUAUGGAGAUAUGAGCGAGUCUUCGAAAUCGGAGAAGAGAGUUGUGACUCCCUUGAGGGAAAUGAAGCCGGAGAGGAUUUUCGGGAAGAUGGGGCAUUUGCAGAGGCUAUUGGAUCGGUUUCUGUCGAUCCGGCCAACGGGGUUGGCUAAGAACAGUAGGUUGAUUCUGGUUGCUUUGUAUCCGGUGGUGAGGGAGAGUUUUCAGUUGUAUGCGGAUAUUUGCGAGGUUUUGGCGGUUUUGCUUGAUAAGUUUUUCGAUAUGGAGUAUUCCGAUUGUGUGAAGGCGUUUGAUGCUUAUGCCAGUGCGGCGAAGCAGAUUGAUGAGCUUGUUGCAUUCUAUGGUUGGUGCAAGGAUGUUGGCGUUGCCAGGUCGUCGGAGUAUCCAGAGAUUCAGAAGAUUGGGAGUAAGUUAUUGGAGACAUUGGAGGAGUUUGUGAGAGACAGAAGUAAGAGAGGCAAGAGUCCUGAAAGGAAAGAGGAGCUUCCGGCUCCGGUUGCUCAGGAGGAGGAGCCCCAACCUGAUAUGAAUGAGAUUAAGGCUUUGCCUGCCCCGGAGAAUUGGACUCCUCCACCCCCACCUGAGCCAGAGCCUCAGCCGAAGCCUCAACCAGUUGUCCAAGAAGACUUGGUGGAUUUGAGAGACAAUGGGGUUUCAGCUGAUAAUCAGGGGAAUAACAUGGCUUUGGCUUUGUUUGCUGGUCCUGCUGCCAAUGGUAACACAAAUGGUUCUUGGGAAGCAUUCCCUUCAGAUGGGCAGCCACAAGUCACCUCAGCUUGGCAGAAUCCGGCUGCAGAGCCCGGAAAGGCUGACUGGGAACUUGCUUUGGUCGAGACAGCGAGCAAUUUAUCCCACCAGAAAGCAGCAUUGGGUGGUGGAUUGGAUCCAUUGUUGUUGAAUGGUAUGUAUGAUCAGGGCAUUGUGAGGCAGCAUGUCGGCACUGCCCAAUUGAGUGGUGGAAGUGCAAGUAGUGUUGCAUUGCCCGGGCCCGGGAAGAGUGCCACACCUGUAUUAGCUCUUCCCGCACCGGAUGGCACAGUCAUGCCGGUGAAUCAGGAUCCGUUUGCUGCAUCAUUGACCGUUCCACCUCCUUCCUAUGUGCAAAUGGCUGAUAUGGAGAAGAAGCAGCAUCUACUUGUGCAGGAACAGCAUGUGUGGAACCAAUAUGCCAGGGAAGGAAUGCAGGGCCCGACUAGCUUGGCCAAAAUGAACGGGGCCGGGUUCUACGGGGCACCUCCUAUGCAGAUGCCGCCAUAUGGAAUGCCACCGGUGAACGGAAUGGGGCCACCUGCCGGGUAUUACCACGCUCCUUAUUGAUUUUUCCGGCAGUCCUCCUUUUCCCAUAAAUGACUUCUCUUUGUUUAUUUUUGUAUGUUGUUUUUUCUUAGUGUUUUAAUCCUGUCUAAAUGUUAAGCCUUUAUUCUUGCUGCUACUUGUGCAUGAAAACGGUGGGGGAAGAGGGGAAUUGAAAAUGAAGAGAUUUAGAGUCAUUGUUGGAGAUGGGAUUUUUAUGUGCUCGGAUAUACAUAAUCGAUUUGUACUCUGUUCAUGCUCUGUAAUAUUAGAAUUUCUUGACGAUUUUUUUCUUCCACAAACAAUAAUCUCUUCUUUUGUUAUGAGAACCCACCAAAUUUAAUUCAUUGGAUUUGUUUCUUAA
Molecule: messenger RNA, 2554 nt
Organism: Fragaria vesca subsp. vesca
Lineage: Eukaryota; Viridiplantae; Streptophyta; Magnoliopsida; Rosales; Rosaceae
Product: putative clathrin assembly protein At2g25430-like
Exons: 2
Coding region: 214-2214 (666 amino acids)
Biological process (GO): clathrin-dependent endocytosis; clathrin coat assembly; vesicle budding from membrane
Cellular component (GO): clathrin-coated vesicle; clathrin-coated pit
Molecular function (GO): clathrin heavy chain binding; phosphatidylinositol-4,5-bisphosphate binding; 1-phosphatidylinositol binding
Source: RefSeq, a predicted model, not a curated record